UCUCUACACUGCACACCAUCGCCCUCUCCAUUAGAGAAAGCUUUUGCCACAAAAAAGUAGCUAGCAGAAAUGGCCAUGAACCCUCUCUUCUCCCAGGAGCACCCCCAGGCCUGGCCAUGGGGGGUAGCCAUGUAUGCAAGCUUUCACUAUCACCACCACUACGAGAAGGAGCACAUGUUUGAGAAGCCCCUGACGCCCAGUGACGUGGGCAAGCUAAACAGGCUGGUGAUCCCCAAGCAGCACGCCGAGAGGUACUUCCCUCUCGCCGGCGACGCCGCCGACAAGGGUCUGAUCCUGUCGCUCGAGGACGAAGCCGGCGCGCCAUGGCGGUUCAGGUACUCGUACUGGACGAGCAGCCAGAGCUACGUGCUCACCAAGGGCUGGAGCCGGUACGUCAAGGAGAAGCGCCUCGACGCCGGCGACGUCGUGUACUUCGAGAGGGUGCGUGGCUCCUUCGGCGUCGGGGACCGUCUUUUCAUCGGCUGCAGGCGCCGUGGCGACGCUGCGCAAACACCUGCGCCGCCGGCCGUCCGGGUCGUGCCGGCUGCACAGAAUGCCGGCGAGCAGCAGCCAUGGAGCCCAAUGUGUUACAGCACGUCGGGCUCAUACCCUACCAGUCCGGCCAACUCCUACGCCUACCGCCGUGUAGGAGAGCAUGAUCACGGCGACAUGCACCAUGCAGAAGAGUCUCCACGCGACACGGAAAGCAGGAGCCCAAGCUUCAGUGCAGGAUCAGCACCGUCGAGGCGGCUCAGGCUGUUCGGUGUCAACCUCGACUGCGGGCCAGAGCCGGAGGCAGACGCCACAGAAGCAACAGCAAUGUACGGCUACAUGCAUCAGCAGAGCUCCUUCGCUGCCAUGUCUGCAGUACCCAGUUACUGGGGCAGUUCAUAAGACGAUCGAUGAUGAGGAGAGAUCUGAGGCCAUGCCGAUGCCGGCAUGAUCAUAAUUCACCAAGUCCUAGCAAGCAAUAGUGGAAGAACUAGUUGCUACUGCUCUGGAUUGAGUGACAGGUUUAAAUUGUGACCUGUGGAAGGAAAAUGAAGGAAGUGGGGGAAACUCCCUUGUUUUCCGGGCAAUGCUUCUUCCUUCCAUCCCCAGAGUGUUUUUUUCUAGAUUAUUUUCUUCUUCAUCUUGUCAUCCAGAAACCCUAUUUACUGUAUGGGCCCCUGGCAGCAGACAUGGAUGGGGAGGUUUCAGGAAACAUCAAGUUGAAAAGGAGAUGGGAAUUGAAGAGACAGGCAGAGAGCUGUAUGUAUGUCAGAAUGUGUCAUCUGUCUGUAGAGUGGGUCCAAGAACAAAACUUGAAGCUGAUGUAUCCACACCUGCCUCCUCAGGAAACAAAACUUUAUCCCCAUUUCACCUCUUCUACUGUGCUUGACUACAUGAAAUCAAUUGAUGGAUCAAUGCAAUUAUGCAAUGCUUUAGACUUGUUGCA
Oryza brachyantha (malo sina) is the source of this 1438-nucleotide messenger RNA. Its product is annotated as B3 domain-containing protein Os11g0156000. The coding region runs from base 70 to 894 and encodes 274 amino acids. NCBI's taxonomy places the organism in Eukaryota, Viridiplantae, Streptophyta, Magnoliopsida, Poales, Poaceae. The transcript is spliced from 3 exons. The record is from RefSeq and is a predicted model, not a curated record. Gene Ontology annotation, molecular function: DNA-binding transcription factor activity; DNA binding.